Messenger RNA from Pecten maximus, 3617 nucleotides. RefSeq names its product splicing regulatory glutamine/lysine-rich protein 1-like. Lineage: Eukaryota; Metazoa; Mollusca; Bivalvia; Pectinida; Pectinidae. The record is from RefSeq and is a predicted model, not a curated record. The transcript is spliced from 10 exons. Bases 17 to 1975 code for a protein of 652 amino acids.
UAGGAGGUGUCAGCGCAUGUCAUACCGGAAGUCAUCGCAACGUGCUCCCCGAAUAAACGUCAACAUGGAACUCGAAGUUGACGAAGCAUCAAAAUCACUAGUAGCGUCAUGGUUCUCGGACGAAAGCGUCGACUCAGAGCCUGAAGACAUUCCAUCAAAAGCGAAGAAGAACAGGAAAAAGGCUAAAGAUGAAAAAACAAGAUCUCCAACUGUAAAAGAGAAAAUCAGCAAUGGAAUUAAGCAAUCUUCACCAUCCAAAGGAUCACAAUCUACAAAGAACAUCAGCAGUGUGUCAUCAUUUGUGGAGGAAAAACUGAAGAAAAAACUGAAAAAGUCUCAACACAUUAAAGAUGAUGAGAACAAAGAAACUGAGAAGAAAUUCACAGGUAUGAAGAAGAAGAUGUCUACAGGUGAUAGUAGUGAUGAUGAGGAGAGUAAAUCUGCAUUGGUGGCUAAGAAGUCCCCCAACCAGACUCCAAUACAGGCACACACAGUGGAGAGUCUUCAACAAAAACUACAGGACAACACUUUGUCAAAUACUGCCAAGAAAAAAUUGAAGAAAAAACUCAACACACUUUUAAGCAAUGAAAAAGAAGGUAGUAAAUCUACUGAAAAGCAAACCGAAAAACACAAGAGUGAAACAAAUGUUACCAAGAAAAAUAAAGAAAAAGGAGAGAAGGGUAAAACUGAGGCCAAGCUUGUGAAUGGAACAGGCAACAAAGGAGAUGUCAAGAGUGAUAUCAGAGGGGACAAUGAGGGGAAGAAAGUUAAAACAGAAAAGAAACUGAAGGAAAAACAGAAGAAACAACCUAAAUCAGAUAAAACUAUUGAAUCAGUGGAAACUCCUAAGUCUAAAAAGAGACAGAAGGAAGAAAGUUCCUCUGAUGAGUCUGAUGAUGAUAAUCAAGUGGUAACAAAGAAACCAAAGGUCAAAAAGUCAGAAAAUUCUGGAACUCCAGACCGUUCCAGACACAGCAUAGCAACUUUAGAACAGAAACUUAACGUCACCACUUCAAAGGUGGCCCGUAAAAAUAUCAGGAAGAAGAUCUCUGAAUUGAAAGCAAGACAGCAAGCUGGAUCAACCCCCAAAUCUGACAAUAGUGAGAUGCUGAAUGUAGCGUCAGACAGCAGUGAAUCAGAAGAUACAAAUGUCUCCAUGGAGCCUGCUAAAAAGAAAUCAAAGUCAACCAAUUCUCCUGUGAAGGAAUCUCUCCUUGAUAAGCUGAAAAAGAUCAAGAGUCCAUCAUUAGAAAAGGCUGCUAGCAGUUCACAGUCUAAGACAGUCAUCUCUAAGAAAAGAUCUGCAGAAGAUGCAAGCAUAGAAAAUGACUCUCCAUCUAAAUCGAAGAAAAAGUCAAAAGUCCAAACAGAAGUCGGUGGUGCUCCUCAGAGUCCGGUAAAAAGUAUUGAAGAAAGACUCGCCCAUUUUAAUGAGAGACUCCAAGAGGAAGGCCUUUCUGCAGCAUCAAAGAAGCGAAUUAGGAGGCAAAUAAAAAAACUCGAGACAGAAAGUUCUGAAACAGAAGACACUACACCACUCAAGAAAACCAAAACAAAAAAGGCAGGAAAGGCAGACUCUGCAACAAAAGUAGGUAAAACUAAAGAUACAGAUUCAGUGGCAGUGGUGUCCAAAAAGAAAGAUCCAUCAUCAAAGGCAGCUAAGAUAAAAAAGACAGAUUCUCUGAAAAUGAAAGAUAAGAAAAAGACAAAGAAAACAAUGAAGGAGAAGAGAUCCUCAGAUGAGGAAGACAUGAUGAAGGAAACAGAAGGAUGGGAGAGUGAUGAAAACUCGGCUGAUAACAGUGUUUUGGAGGAAACACCAACAAAGAAAAAGAGAGUCAAGGAGGGACACAUCAGGAAAAGGGUAAAGAAAAGGAGUAAACAAAAGAACAUCAAGAAGGAUAACAGACCGGAUCACAUGAAACCACCUCACUUAAGGACGGCAGCGAAAGGGUGUUCCGAUGAGUCAUCCUGAUGGGGACACUGCUCUGAAGGACAACUGUGUCUCCAUGGAAAACUUCAAAAUAUAUGUUAAACAUUCUUGAAAGCAUAUGGUGGAAAUCAUUUAAUAAAACAAGACUUUAAUGUUUCUCUGUCCAAGAUGCUAGGUUGACAAGAGGUUACAGUGUUCACAAAUUAUAUUUUUAUGGACUAAUGAACCUUUGUUUUAUGUACCACAUGUUUAUUUGUGGCUAUGAGGCAACCCUAACAGACCAUUGUCAGGACACUAAACAGUAGUAUGGUGUCCAAACAUAAAACAAAAAAGUUUAACAUACAAAUACUUCUCAAUAUUCCUGUUACAGUAUUUCCAUAGAGUUUUUUUUUUUUUUUUUUUCAUCUUUUUUUUUUCAUACUUCCAUGGAUAUCUUGUUUGUGUUCCUGGACAAUGUUUCCCUAAAGAUCUUGUUUGUGUUCCUGGACAAUUUUUCCCUAAAGAUCUUGUUUGUGUUCCUGGACAAUGUUUCCCUAAAGAUCAUGUUUGUGUUCCUGGACAAUGUUUCCCUAAAGAUCUUGUUUGUGUUCCUGGACAAUGUUUCCCUAAAGAUCUUGUUUGUGUUCCUGGACAAUGUUUCCCUAAAGAUCUUGUUUGUGUUCCUGGACAAUGUUUCCCUAAAGAUCAUGUUUGUGUUCCUGGACAAUGUUUCCCUAAAGAUCUUGUUUGUGUUCCUGGACAAUGUUCCAUGGAUACCUUGCUUGUGUUCCUCGCCAUUUCCAUGAAGGUCUUGUUUUUGUUUCAUGGACAAUGCUUCCAUGGAAAUUUUGUUGUUGUGUUCCUGGACAAUGUUUCCAUGGAGAUUUCCUUUAUUUCCUGGACACAGUUUCCAAGGAGCUGUUUUUUUUUUUUUCGUGGACAAAGUUUCCAAGGAGAUGUUGUUUUUAGUUCACCUGGCCCAAAGGGCCAAUGAGCUUAGGCCAUGGUGCAUCGUCAGUCUGUCUGUCCGGCCUUGUCCAGUUGUCAGGCUGCAGUCCAUCUUCUGCCCUCCUUCAACAUUUGCUUUAAAUCACAACUAGUCAUAAAAUACUGAAUUGGUUUUAAAUGGUCAGAAAGAUACUUGGCGGAAGGGGAACAGCUUUUGCAUAAAUGAUGACUCUGACCCCCUCAGGUUAGAGGGACGGGGCCCACUAGGGGAAAUUGAGGUAAAUCCCUACUAGUUCUAAAUGCCUAAAUGAAUUCUGAUGAAAUUUAGUCUGAAGCGUUAUUGGGCAAAGGAGAUCUAAUGUUGUAUAAAUGGAAAGUAUGGGUUACCUGAGGCUGGAGAGUGGUGGCAUGAUAGGGGAAAUGUUGCAAAAUAGGGAAAAAAAAAAAAAAAAAAAAUUUAAACCAUAGUUGGAAGAUACAGCAAAAAAGUUAGAAACGUAUUGUAAUGUAACUUAAAGUAUUUUUGCCAUAAUUUCUGAAAUUUCCAGGUGAGUGAUGUAGCCCUCUGGACCUCUUUUUAUUUGAAGGGCAUUUGUAUUUGCAUCUUGUUUAUGUUUCCAAAUGAUGCUGUUAAGGGGAACACAUUUAACUAAAAUCUUGACAGGAGAUUAUAUAAGUCACUGAUUACUGGUCUUUUUAUUUGAUUAUCUAUUUUAAUAUUUCCAAUGUCAUCUACAAAGAAAUAUACAGAAUGUCA